Molecule: messenger RNA, 4179 nt
Organism: Closterium sp. NIES-65
Lineage: Eukaryota; Viridiplantae; Streptophyta; Zygnematophyceae; Desmidiales; Closteriaceae
Source: the annotation of a GenBank genome assembly
AUGCUGCAUGCUGAAGCUGAAGCGCGAUCAGUGGGGCAUCUCUCCAACAAUGAGCCUCUUAAGCGGUCCGCACCGGAUACAUCUAGUCAGUCUUCGUCGGACGCCGGUCGGUCGUUAGAAGUCACGGUCGCAGAGCAUCGCUCCGCUCGUCGCCACCCACCGAUACCGUACGACGUCACAUCUGUCGCACAAGGUAACCCCGCCGGUCAAGACGCUGCAGGGGGUCUUCGCGGAUCAGGCGUCGCGACAGCGCAGCAGUUUCCUUUCCCCAUUCCCAUUCCUCCCGCGGCGAACCGCCCUACCGGUCCCAUCAUUCCCGUUGACCCUCCUCCCCUCUUCAACUUCCCACCCGCACCGAACCGCCCUACCGGGCCCGUGUUCCCGUUUCCCCCGGCCCCGUCCCGACCGCCAAUCAACGUGCCUCCUAUCAACCCUCCGCCUACCACGUUCCCACCCCCUGUCGCUGCCCCACCUCCGCCUGCGAAAAGCCCACCGCCACCGGCUAACCCGCCUCCGAAGCCGCCCGUUAACCCGCCUCCGAAGCCGCCCGUUAACCCGCCUCCUAAGCCGCCCGUUAACCCGCCUCCUAAGCCGCCUGUUUUCCCGCCUCCUAGGCCGCCGAAGCCUCCCACUAACCCGCCUCCUAAGCCACCUAUCUAUCCUCCUCCUCGGCCUCCCCCCUCUCCACGCCCACCUCCUCCCGCGCCUUCUCCUCCCCCACCUCGCCCCCCCAAUCCCCCUCCACGCCCGCCGUUGACCCCCCCGAAGCCGCCUCCUCAGCCCCCGAAGCCACCGGCUAGUCCCCCCAACCCCCCGCCACGCCCCCCGAAGCCGCCAUUGACUCCCCCGAACCCGCCACCACGUCCCCCCAACCCGCCACCUGUCCCGCCGCCCGCGCCGCUCCGGCCCCCUCCCAGUCCUCCUGCCCCUCCCCCUCUGAUACCUUCCCCUCCCCCCGACAUAAGUCCUCCUCCCCCGGUCCUUCCGCCCGCCCCAGCCCCGUUCCCGCCCCCGGUCACUCCCUUCCCUCCCCCUUUGCUACCAUCCCCAUUUCCUCCGCCUUCCCCGCCGUUCGUCCUUCCGCCGCCUCCGCCCGAAUCGUCGGGGCUAUCGAUGGGGGCGAUCAUAGGCAUUGCGGUCGGCGGCGCCGUGGGGCUGAUUUUCCUCGUCACGUGCGGCCUCCUCGCCUUCUUCUUCCUCGUGCCGAAAAAAAAAGAGGGCGAACGAACGCGCACCCGCGGCGGCGGCGGCGGCAGCGCGGCCCCAGGGACCGUGGGCGGCGCGGAGAAGGCGCCGUUUUACGCGCAGCCGCAUCUGGUCCGCGGGGUGCGCGGGCGGCAGGCGGCAGCUGCGGCUGCGGCCGGGGUAGCGGCCGGCGCGGCUGCCGGCGGAGCGGCAGCGGCGGCGGCGGCUGCAGGUGGCGGGCCUGGCGAGGACGAGGACAGCGAGGAGGGCAAUAACGCGUAUGGCGACGGCGCGCCUGCUGCUGGCGAGGAGGAAGAGGAGUAUUACGAAGACGAGGGCGGGGCGGCGGGAGAAGGGGAGGAAGGAGACGAGGAUCUUUAUGAGGAAGGGGAGGGCGACGGGGAAGUUGAAGGGGAAGCGGAAGGGGAAGCGGAAGUGGAAGGGGAAGAGGACGAUGAAGACCUAUACGGGGCUGGUGACGACAGCGGCGGCCCUUAUUUGGGAGAGGACUCAGGAGGGGGAGCAGGCGGCGCGGGCGCAAUCGCUGGCGCAGCCGCCGGCGCGGGGAUCGUGGCCGGCGCAGCAGCCGUGGCGGGCGGCGCGGCAGCCGCCGUCGCGCUGGGGGACGGCGACAGGAUGAGCGAAGAAGCAGACGACGAGUGGUGGUUCCCUUACGAGGAACUCGAAGAAGCCACAGACGGAUUCUCAGACAGCAACAAGCUUGGGGAGGGCGGGUUUGGGCCUGUGUACCGGGGCAUAUUGGCGGACGGAAUGCCCGUGGCGGUGAAGGUGCUGAAGGUGGGGGGACACCAGGGGGAGCGCGAGUUCCGCGCGGAGGUGGAUAUAAUCAGCCGCGUGCAGCACAAGCACCUGGUGCUGAAGGUGGGGGGACACCAGGGGGAGCGCGAGUUCCGCGCGGAGGUGGAUAGAAUCAGCCGCGUGCAGCACAAGCACCUGGUGACGCACCUGGGCUACUGGAUCGCCAGCGCGCAAAGGCUGUUGGUGUACGAGCUCGUGCCUAAUGGAUCGCUGGAAGACGCCUUGCAUGGCGAGGGCCGUCGCCUGCUGGCGUGGAAUUUUCGCAUGAAGAUCGCUCUGGGCGCCGCCAAGGGCCUCGCUUACCUGCACGAGGAAUGCAACCCGCGCAUCAUCCACCGGGACAUCAAGUCGUCCAACAUCCUCCUCGAUAAGGACUACGAGGCCAAGGUGGCGGAUUUUGGUGCUGCCAGGCUGGCAGCAGAGGACGCCAUGCCAAUCAUCACACGUGUAGUUGGCACUUUCGGGUACCUGGCGCCAGAGUACCUGGCGCCAGAGUAUGCAUUGACAGGCAAGCUGACGGAGAAAUCGGACGUGUUUUCGUUUGGAGUGGUGCUGCUGGAGCUUAUAACGGGGAAGAGGCCCGUGGAGCAGGAGAAGCCGCAGGGCAGCGACAGCCUCGUGGAAUGGGCGCGCCCCCUGCUAGCGGAUCGGGCAAUGGAGGAACUGGCAGACUCUCAGCUGGACGGGUGCUUCGGGCAGCGGGAGAUGGAGCGGCUAGUCACUGCAGCUGCACUCACUCUCCCUCUCUCUCAAAUUUGCUUCCUCUCUCUUUUGAGCGCGGCCCUGCUGGCGGAUCGGGCAAUGGAGGAACUGGUAGACCUGGAGUUGGACGGGUGCUAUGGGCAGAGGAGAUGGAGUGGAAGAGACGGACUGCUUCUCUCUCUCCUCUCUCUCAAUCCCCCCUUCCCCUUCCCCACCCAUCGCCAGGCGCGCCCCCUGCUAGCGGAUCGGGCAAUGGAGGAACUGGCAGACUCUCAGCUGGACGGGUGCUUCGGGCAGCGGGAGAUGGAGCGGCUAGUCACUGCAGCUGCACUCACUCUCCCUCUCUCUCAAAUUUGCUUCCUCUCUCUUUUGAGCGCGGCCCUGCUGGCGGAUCGGGCAAUGGAGGAACUGGUAGACCUGGAGUUGGACGGGUGCUAUGGGCAGAGGAGAUGGAGUGGAAGAGACGGACUGCUUCUCUCUCUCCUCUCUCUCAAUCCCCCCUUCCCCUUCCCCACCCAUCGCCAGGCGCGCCCCCUGCUAGCGGAUCGGGCAAUGGAGGAACUGGCAGACUCUCAGCUGGACGGGUGCUUCGGGCAGCGGGAGAUGGAGCGGCUAGUCACUGCAGCUGCACUCACUCUCCCUCUCUCUCAAAUUUGCUUCCUCUCUCUUUUGAGCGCGGCCCUGCUGGCGGAUCGGGCAAUGGAGGAACUGGUAGACCUGGAGUUGGACGGGUGCUAUGGGCAGAGGAGAUGGAGUGGAAGAGACGGACUGCUUCUCUCUCUCCUCUCUCUCAAUCCCCCCUUCCCCUUCCCCACCCAUCGCCAGGCGCGCCCCCUGCUAGUGGAUCGGGCAAUGGGGGAACUGGCAGACCCAGAGCUGGAUGGGUGCUACGGGCAGCGGGAGAUGGAGCGGCUAGUCACUGCUGCUGCACUCUGUGUGCGCCAGUCCGCUGUGCUGCGCCCCCGCAUGAGCCAGGUGGUGGCGAUGAUAGAGGGGCGAGGCGAUGUGGAGGUGGAGGCCACAGACGACGAGUCGGCUGCCGGGUUGCGGGAGAGUGCGGAGUUUUCAGGAGGGGAGAUGGGGAGUCGAGAGGACAUGUACCCUGAGGAGAUUGUGCAGCAGUAUCCGCACAGUGCCGAGAGCAAGGGGAGCGCUGGGGUGAGUCAACCUAACCCCUUCUACCCCUGGCCCGACCCCCUGCAGGGUGCCAAGGGCAGGAAGGGGCGCAUGGCAGCGCUAGCAGCAGCAGCAGCAGAGCUCACACCAGGCCACACCUUCACUUCUGUCACCUCUGCUACUAGCACAGACCCACUCAUUGCCAACACCUCCCCCUCCUCCCAGGGCCAGAUGCAGCCUCCCCCAGAUGCACCUCCCCCUCCCACACAGGCAGGGCCCUCUGGGCCCAUGCCGUUGCCGCUGCCGCCCGGGCGCAAAGGGGGUGGUGGUAACGGUGGUGGGUGGAGAGGAAAGUGA